AAUAUGUGGAUGGACAAUAACAGUAUAUAAUUAAGUUCCCUCUACCCGCUUUGAGUUUGAGGAAGAAGUACAUAUAUAAGUUGCUUAAGUAGCUUUGUUGAUUAUCAAUUUGCUUCCAGGAAAUAUAAUUAAGAUGGGAGAUGUUUUAACAGAAGAGCAGAUUAAUGAGUUUCAAGAAGCUUUUUGUCUACUUGACAAAGAUGGAGAUGGUCGUAUUACCUUUGAGGAACUGGCCACUGCAAUUAAAUCUUUGGAUCAAAAUCCAACAGAAGAAGAAUUGCAGACCAUGAUUAAUGAAGUGGAUGUCGAUGGCAAUGGAACGAUUGAAUUCGGGGAGUUCUUGAAUCUCAUGGCAAGGAAAAUGAAGGAAAAUGAGGCAGAUGAAGAACUGAAAGAAGCUUUCAAAGUGUUUGACAAGGAUCAAGAUGGCUACAUUUCACCUAAUGAGUUGAGGCGCGUAAUGAUCAAUCUAGGAGAGAAACUGACGGACGAAGAGCUAGAGCAGAUGAUUAGAGAAGCUGACUUAGAUGGAGAUGGUCUUGUUAAUUAUGAAGAAUUUGUCAGAAUGAUGUUAGCCGUUUGAUCAAAUGUAAAAAAUUAACAAAUAAAAAAAUUAUUAUCUCUUUCUUUCUUU
Molecule: messenger RNA, 634 nt
Organism: Jatropha curcas
Lineage: Eukaryota; Viridiplantae; Streptophyta; Magnoliopsida; Malpighiales; Euphorbiaceae
Product: calmodulin
Cellular component (GO): myosin II complex
Molecular function (GO): calcium ion binding
Source: RefSeq, a predicted model, not a curated record